GAGGAGAGGGAGGGAUUGCCCCCAUAACGCUCAACAUGAACGCUCCGCGGCAAAAGGAUGUGUGAGCAAGCAGCGCGCUACUGCAGGGACGGUGUCCACAAACUGCUCCAAAAAGAACAACCGAAACUCCGGGCUCAGGACAGCAAAGAACAACCAAAACCCGAGGCCGAGGAAAGCGAGUCAGCGACGGCUGCACAGUCUGGAAACAGCGGCGCCCAGCCCGGUGGAAUUGACGGGCUCGUCCGCUGGAUAGUCACCAAGAUGAGCGACAACAAAAGCAUCUCUACCCGGGAAUACGCGAAGGAGGAGGCAGCGGUUGCCCAAGAGCAGUUCUUCGCACCAGAGCCACGGAAAGGCAUCUCUGUAAUAUUGGAUAUUUUCCGGAGAGCUGAUAAGGAUGAUGAUGGGAAGCUAUCUCUGGACGAGUUCCAGGCGUUCUUCUCCGACGGGACGCUGAACGAGGAAGAACUGGAGAAUCUGUUUCACACAAUUGACUCUGAUAACACCAGUAAUGUUGACACUAAGGAACUCUGUGACUACUUUGCCAAACACAUGGGUGACUAUGAGGGUGUACUGGCCUCCCUGGAGACUCUCAACCUGUCCAUCCUCAGAGCCAUGGACUUCACCAAGAAGGUGUAUGAACGAGGGACCAAUGUGGAGCAAUUUGUUACCCGCUUCCUGUUGAAGGAAUCAGCCAAUCAGAUCCAUUCUCUGCUGAACUCGGUGGAGAGUGCUGUGGACGCUAUUGACGAGCAGCACUGUAGUCAGUCAGGGUACCCUACUAAGGUCAGUCAACAGGUUCCAGAGAAAUGUUAUGAGAACCCAGUGCCUGACUACCCUCCUAACAACAGAGUCAGUGCUGCCAAGGAUGCUGCCCCAAGGAACAUCAACACUGCUACAGGGAUGGUGGAGGUAAGGAAAGAGACGCUGGAGGCACAGAUCAACCGACUAGCUGAGCUAAUUGGACGCCUUGAGAACAAGACAGUUUGGUUUGACCUGAAUCAGAGGCUAACAGACACUGAUGGCACAGCCAGCGCAUCCCUGUACCUGAUUCGUCAGGAGAUGACGGUAUCCCAGAAGCAGCUGGGAGAAUUCUGUGAGGCCCUGAAGCAGUACCUGAAGAAUGUCUCUGCUGAAAGAGACUGCUUCCAUGUGACUGCAGUGCGGCUGCCAGAUGGGCUCUCCUUCGUGGUGUAUGAGUUCUGGGAUGGAGAGGAGGAGUGGAAAAGGCACCUCCAGGCUGCAUCCUUCAAGGCCUUUCAACAUGUUAAAGUUGACACUCUGUGCCAGCCUGAGGCUGUGUCCACUGUUGCUGUGCCAGCCGCCUGGUGCAACCUGAGCAGAGACUGAUGGGGGUGUGGACGCAUCGCCUAAGUCCACAACACCCCCAUCCUUAGCUCCCACAUACCCCCUUUACCUCACUCUCACCCCCACAAUCCCUCUUUCUCUCUUUUGUAAGUACAUGUUUACACAGUGUCUGUUUGAUAUUGAGACAAAAUGGAAGGCAUCAAGUGCAGUGAAUAUUAAACAGUGCAUUAAAGCGAGAUUACCGCCAUCCAAUGCAUUUGUUCAUUGUAUCGUUCACCCUCAAGUCAUUGUAGAAAUGAGGUGAACAGUUAACCUGCUUUUGAGGCUCUAGUGCAUGUCAUCAAUUUUGACUAAAAGACAUGAACCUGCUGCUGCUGCUAAUGACAGAGUAAUAGAGCCCUCAACAUUCAUCUCUAUCAAGCUGUGAAGGUUUGUUUUUCCCCGUUGUGUUAAGAGUACUUGUAUGAAUCAGCAAUGGAUAUAUUAGCUGUUAAAGUCUAGUAAAAUUAUAUGAAAACAUGUUCUAUUAUAAUUAUAUUUGUAUUGACGUCUUUAGUGGUAAAGUGCAAAAUUCUUCAGAAGAAGCGGUUACAACAAAAGCAGCAGACAGUUUCCCUUUUGAACAACUCAUCUCAAGCCUUAAACAUCAGCAUGGGGUUGAGGUUGUAGGAUUUCCAAUAAUGGAGUUGCUGCAGAUCCAACUUCACAGGAUCUUUUUUCUCUCAGGACCUUUAGUUCUGAAGCUUCUGGCCAUGUUUCUUUACCUCUAGUUCACACACUGAUUUUUUGUGGUCUCCUUACCUUCACAUUUCUCACUGAUGAUAAUUUGUCAAGUCCAUGCAGCAUCUGCAUACCAACCAUUUGAUCGCAAUCAGUUUCAUGGGGAUGUGCAUUUAGAUCUUGAGUUAUAGUGUUGUUUUGAACGAUGUACAGUGAGCAAAUUUUAGAGCAGAUGGUGUUACCUGUACCAUAGCCUACAGAGACUGUGCAUAAAGUAGAGAAUAAACACAUGAGUAGGACAUGAUCCACACAUGCACGGAAUCUUUAGGACCUUUAGUCGAGGGAAUAAAGAUCUGGGAAAAGUCAGAUCCGCAGCCACGGCCUUCCCAUAAACGCAGAGUAAUUGGAUUUUAAACCUCUAACGCACAGCCAUAUAUUACAAUCACAAUGUUCAUUGCAAUUGAGCAAAAAGGAGAUGUUUCACAUAUCAAGCAAAUGAUAGUAACAGAAAAUAUAUCAGAAAGAAUGUUCACCCACCAACCCAGUUGAAGAACCUCUUGUGCACAUCUAGGAGCAUGACCAGUUUGUCCAACUCCAUCAACCUAAAAUCAACAUGAUCCAACAGACCCAGUCGAAAAGCACAAUGUAAAUUAAUGAGAUAUAGCGAUUACAUAUAUUUAAAGUAUGAGUGUAUUACAAAUUAUCUCAAUAAAAGUGUUUUAUCUAUAAACAAUAAUGUAUGAAUCACUCAUCUUGAUCUACCUUUAGAGGGUGGAAUCUUUCACCCACUUCUCCAUUUAAUUUCUUAGUUUGUCCUGUAAGCACAUGCUGGUGGCAAGCUUGUCCUUAACCAAUUGGGGGAUAUCAAACCCUCACUCCCCAGGAUAAGAUUAUCAUCUCAGAUAAUUACAUGUAAGUAAUAACAAAGACUGUCCUUGUUCACUGUAAAAAUACAACUUUAUUUACUUGGCUUUGAUCAUAACUAGGACCACCACUGAAAUGAAAAUCGCACAUGUUCAGUUCCAUCUCUGGUGCUAAGCCACAUUGCACUUUUCUUUGAGAGAAACCUGGACUUCUCCGUGUUAAUACACCCGUGAUAUUAAUAAAUAGCACGCCUUGGGCUUCAUAUUAGCCUCAGCAUCAGUAUUACAGAACAAGAGCAUGGCUCCCUUGUUGACAUAGACUUAUGUGGGGAAAUUCUACUGGAAAGGUGUUCUAUCCAUAGCUUCCGUUGGGUUCUGUAUGAACAGGUCAGAGCCAGUCAGAAAAUGCCAAUUCUAUUUCUGUAACAUUCCUGGCUGUUCCCUAAACUGUGCAACCAAAUGUUUUCUCCCCAUCUCUUGAGUGCAUGUUAAAAUGAAUGUCCAGUAACUUAUUUAAUGUAGUAUUUAGCCAUGCUACUUUCACUGGGUUUUGUGGAUUUCUUAUUUGUCUUUUAUAGUAUUCCUAUAAAAAGGACAGACAAAACAAAUAUAUAUAUAUAUAUAUAUGAAUAGAAAAUGGCAUACAAAAUGAACAUUCACUUUUAUGGCAGUGUUUAGAGAAAUGCUAAUUCUUAUACUUAUGUAUGUUUCAGUAAAAUGGCUUUCUGAGUGUAGAGACUUAUUGCAGGGAUGCAAGUACCAUAUUUAGUCUUAAAACUGUUGAAAUUCUAGAUCAUGUAGAAUGAUAAAACUCAAUAAAAUGGAAAUAAACCAUGAAACCUUUGCUU
Messenger RNA from Oncorhynchus tshawytscha (Chinook salmon), 3739 nucleotides. Its product is annotated as N-terminal EF-hand calcium-binding protein 2. The transcript has 13 exons. Gene Ontology annotation, molecular function: calcium ion binding. Gene Ontology annotation, cellular component: cytoplasm. The record is from RefSeq and is a predicted model, not a curated record. Gene Ontology annotation, biological process: regulation of amyloid precursor protein biosynthetic process. Lineage: Eukaryota; Metazoa; Chordata; Actinopteri; Salmoniformes; Salmonidae. Bases 58 to 1350 code for a protein of 430 amino acids.